Symbiodinium necroappetens is the source of this 393-nucleotide messenger RNA. The record is from the annotation of a GenBank genome assembly. NCBI's taxonomy places the organism in Eukaryota, Dinophyceae, Suessiales, Symbiodiniaceae.
AUGGAAGCAAAUGCUCUCGCGGGCUAUCAUGACGCAGUCACUCUACCAGCUCACUGGCGAGCAGACCAUUGGCAAACUGCUUUUUCAUCGGCAAGACAAGUUCCCUCUGGGCUCGAAAUUUCGACAUCUGGGCAGGUUGGUCGGAGUGCAAAGCUUCACGCUGAAGUGUGCAGCAGGCCCGUGGCAGAUGGGCGGAUGGGAUCUUGUGCAAUUCAGCUCCUCGAAUUUCACGAGAGAGAUAUGUCUCUCGCCUUCCAGGAGUUCUUUCGGACCUUGGCCUGCUUGGCUAAGCAAGUGUCGACUGCCGGGAGCUUCUGUUGGAUGUUGCACUUGGGCGCAACAUCUCGUUGUAUCAGGUUUGAUCCCGAAGCGCAUGCGACACAUGCAGCCUAG